AGCAGUCACGAGAAUUUUAAAUAAACUGCAUUUAAACUGCGCAAAUGUUUAGUUCUGCAGCUAAUAUUAUAGUGUUCACUUUAACGGUGUGAUAAGAUAAAACCAUGGAAUUGGUUAUUUUCUCAUACGUAUUGUUUCAUUUUUGUGCAGUAGCGUACGGGCUCAAACAACCUUUUGCUUACAAGUUAUACUCAAAAAAUGAAAUAAACGGAAAUGUCAUUUUCAGUUUUGAUACAAGUUCCGUACAAGCAUGUGUUGCCCUCUGUGAUGACACAUACGGUUGCCUGUCUGUAAAUUUUCAUAAAGAAAAUGAAACAUGCCAGCUUACAGACUACUAUCCCCUUGAUGAGACGAAGUCGGGCAAGCCCGAGGAAGGCUGGAAAAUCUACUUCCGUAGAAACUUUGAUGUGGAUCUUUUAAAAGGAGCUACAGCGUGGCAGUCCUCUACAUACAGCGGGGCCGGCGUUCUACAUACUGCGGACAUGGUCAUUGACGGAAACACGGACAGGGAUAGUGUCGCAUCGGUUAGACUAACCUGUGCAAUCACAGCUUAUCCAUUCUCUUAUUGGGCGGUUGAAUUCGGUACAUCCGGUCCGGUAAAGGAAGUUGAAAUCUACUUGAGGGGUGAUGACUGGCUUCACCGCAAUACAAAUUUCGUAGUUACUGUGUCGAACAGACGUGAUGAUGUCAUCAACGAUGUUGGGAAACUCUGCGGUACAUACUUCGGUCCAGCGAUUGUCAAAGACCCUUUUCGGCUUACAAUUACCUGUGAGAAUACACUCUACGGAAAGUUCUUGAAAAUCAAACACGAGAUGAAUGACCAUAUGACACUGUGUGAAGUGUUUGUUUAUACACCAUAGUGACAAUAAAACGUGUUGUUGCUUUUUUUUGCAGUUGCGUAUGUGUUGAUUCAUUUGAAACUAUGUUUUCGUAUAAUAAAGCCUUUUCAUAUGUUGUCGGAUUAAAGUGGUAAAGUUACGUCUCAAAACAGAAGUUCGAUAUAGUUGUAUAUAUUAUAUAUUAUAUAUAUGUUAGGCGUAAAAAUGUUUGUUUCCGUUAUCCCGACCUACCCAAAAUCUCUGGCCCGACCCUAAAUGUUUUUUGGCCUUUUCGAAAAAUCAUGUUGCAAAACUGCACUUCUUAUGCUUUAAACAUUUUCAGUGAUGUUGGAAAUGCUCUGAAGG
Molecule: messenger RNA, 1184 nt
Organism: Mercenaria mercenaria
Lineage: Eukaryota; Metazoa; Mollusca; Bivalvia; Venerida; Veneridae
Exons: 3
Coding region: 105-860 (251 amino acids)
Source: RefSeq, a predicted model, not a curated record